Bursaphelenchus okinawaensis is the source of this 3139-nucleotide messenger RNA. The record is from the annotation of a GenBank genome assembly. Lineage: Eukaryota; Metazoa; Nematoda; Chromadorea; Rhabditida; Aphelenchoididae.
AUGAAGGAAACUGUGGAGUUACAGGCGAAUGCGGUAAGAGUUUUUUAAAUAUUUUUCUAACUUUUAGGUGUUUCGAUGGCGGAAAGUGAGGGAUAUUAUUGGGAUUUUGGGCUUGUUUUGAAGGUAAAACACUUGGCAAGGUUUAGAAAAGCAUUUCUGUGUUAUUCACAAAAGAUCCUUUGAGAUUUAUAUUAUUUUAGCUAUUAAGAUAAACUGUUUUUAUGUUAGUUUAGGUUUUUGAUGUUUUUAAGUCAAGAACAGGUGUUUUUUAAAAGAUUUUGGUAUUAUGUUUAAGUAAAAAGAUUUUAGAAGCUGUAGAAAUUGCUGUUACGCAAUUUUAUGCUUCAAAAAUACUAAUUAUAUUAUUUUAGCAAGAAUACGUUGGAUUUCUGCAGUCAGCGCUGAAAAACAGUGAAGUUGAGAUUCGAGUGCGAUGUCAGAAAGAGGAAGAUGUUGAUUUUACAUUGACCUAUGUUAUUCGAAGUUCUCCAUGUGCAAAAGAGUUCUUUGUUGAUCGAUCUCGAUUUAAUAUUGUCACAAAUCUGUUGGUAAGUCUUUAUUCAAGUUCUUGUUGGUUUUUAGAGGAAAAUGAGUCAUGAAAACGUGGAAAAACGCUUGACUUGUACAGUGUUUUGUUGGUUUUAAGGACAAAGGAUUGUUUUCAAAGUUAUAAAGUUGUUGUUUAGGAGAAUGAGGCGUUUUGAAGUUUGAAAAAUGGCAUCAAAGUCAAAGAAAACAUAAUUUAAGCCUUAUUUUUGAUAUAAUAAAGCUCUUUUUGAAUUUGUUUAAAUUGUGGACACUUUCUUUUGAUUGCGAAUACACUGUUAAGCUAGAUUUCCUUUGUUGACAUACAUUAACAUAAUCUUUUCUAGUCCGAAUACUUUAACAAUGGCGAAUCAGUGGCCGAUGGCUACACUUACAAGCAGUUUUAUUACUACAAAUCAAAGGAAUUCAAGUAUAAUUGUAAAACGCUGAAUGGAGCGGACGAAGCUUUGGAAGAAACAUCUGUUCAUCCUAUGAUAUUCAAGGAUUUGUCCAAAAAAGUUUGUUUUUUUUGAAAAGUCAAAGAUUAACAUGGUCUAGAUCAACAUGAAAUUUGAUAUUCAUGUCUAGGUUUGAACUUUGCUUGAAAUUAUGGUUUAGGUAAAAAAAUCGAAGUUUUUAAAACAUUUUCUAAGCUUUUAGGUAACAAAAAAUAAUUUUUGUUUAUUUUUCGGUAUCAAAUGGCUAUUUCUUUAUUUUUAGUUAACAACAACACUAAUUUUUUUAUUUUUAGGUAAACCUAAACUCGACAAUCCGAAAAACCAAGCGAUCAGUCUACCCAGGCUUGAAUGGUGAGACAAUUGAUGGCGGAGCAAAGAAAUCGUUAACGUCAUGGCAUCCAGCUCAACAAUUACCGGUCGAUGCCGCCUAUUUGUUGAUUGUCAGAGUUCAAACUUUGAGUCAGGAGAAGGAUCUAACUGCCAAACCAAAAAUUGAAGUAGAAGCUCAAUGGCGAGGACCUCACGGCUUUCUGAGUGCCAUUGAUUACCCACUAUUGAGUUUCUACGAGUUUAUGAUCUGGUUCUACUUGAUUCUGGCCGUCAUUUGGUUUGUGGUCUGUUGUCGGUAGGUUUUUUUGGGUUGGGCAGGUUGCGGAGGACGUUUUGCGAUGAAAUGUUUUGUAAAGAAAGUUUAUGCCAUUUUAUAUUUUUGUAAAGAAAGUUCUUGCGAUUUUAUGUUUUUUAAAGAAAGUUCUUGCCAUUUUAAGCUUUGUAAAGAAAUUUCUUGCCAAAUUCUUGUUAUUGUAAUAAAUCUUAAAAUUCUGAAAUUUUCAGACACUACAAAGACCUGCUCAGAAUCCAGUACUGUAUUGGAGUAGUAAUUGUCAUCGGCCUCCUAGAAAAGACCUUGUUCUAUGCCGAAUACAGUAAUAUGAACGCAUACGGACAGUCGAAAGAAGGCCUCAUCGAAGCUGCCGAACUCAUGUCAUGCUUCAAACGCACAGUAGCUCAUGUGUUAGUUAUCAUCGUAUCAGUUGGUUAUGGAGUUGUGAAGCCAAGGUUGGGAUCAACAAUGAAUCAAGUUGUUUUAACCGGAGGAGCUUACUUCAUCUUGUGUAGUAUUGAAGGAUUGACUAGGGUUUCUAUGGUAAGUUUUGGGGAUUUGUUAGCUAAAUUUAGACCUAAAACCAUUGAAAAACCUUAUUUUUAGCGAACUACCGAGUCAAUGAAAGAGAAACAAGUAGCAAAAGUCCCGCUAGCCUUCCUCGAAGUAGCCAUUGCUUGGUGGGUUUUCAGCUCACUUGUCAACACUAUGAGAGCCUUGAGAGUACGAAGAAACGAAGUCAAAUUGUCAUUGUACCGUCAGUUCACAAAUGUCCUGGCUUUGGCGAUGGGAUUUGCUGUGAUUUUUAUGUUAUGGUCAUUGUACAUUCACAUUGUUCAACAUUGUAUGGAGGAUUGGAAGGAGUUGUAGGUUUGGGCGGGGUGAUUUUUUUUGGGGGUGGAUAUUUUUAUUGAAAGAAGAUUUUUGCAAAUUUUGGUUUUUUAAUUUAAAAUACAAAAAAAUGACAGUUUGUUACCUAAAAUACUAUUUUCAGAUGGGUCGACACAGCCUUUUGGCACGUCUUUUUCUGUGUAAUCCUGGUGAUGAUUAUGGUUCUCUGGCGACCAUCGCAAAACAAUCAACGAUACGCAUUUACCCCAUUACUGGACAAUUCAGAAGAUGAAAACGAUGACGCUGAUGACGAUGUCUUGUUCACGAACACCCAAAACGGAUUGUUUGAAGAGGUGAAAAUGAGGAAUGUCAAGGAUAACAAGAGCGACGAAAACAAAAAGAAGUCGAAUGUGGCGGUAAGGCUGGGUGGGGCUUGAGGGAGGGCUAAAAAUAGACAAUUUUGAAGUUUUUUUGAGGGAGAUGUGGCAUUUUUUGCGUAGAAAAGGGCGUUUUUAGGUAUAACAUGGCCUUUUUAAACAGAAAGAACCAUUUUUAGUCAAAAAAUGAAGUUUCUUUACCAAAAAAAAUGAAAUUUUUCACGAAUUUUCAGGACGAACUGGACUGGAUCGAAAAGAACAUUCCCACGUCGCUGGCCGAAGCCCUCAUUGACGACGACGAAGAACGAGAGAAACGCGAGCUCGAAGCCUCGAAAAUGCUCUAA